AUGGCCGCCGGGUCGACAACGCACAAGCCGAGGGCCAAGAGCUUGUGGCUGCUGGUGCGCCGGAUGCUCUGCCGUGGCAGCAAGCCGCACAGACCAACCGCCGGUGCGGCCGCCGGAGACGGAGGAGACAACGACGGCGGGGAGAAGAGCAGCCUCCUCGGCAGAAGCGGCUCCCUGGAGGAGCUCCUGGGGUCGGACGGCGCCGGCCUCCAUGUCAGCGUGAAGAAAGAAGUGCAGCACGCCGUGCUGCCUGACCACCGGCAACGGCAGCCCACGGACAUGGCUCGCCCGGAGGCCACGCUGGCCGUGUCGUCCGCGCGUGCUGGCGGCGCGGCCAUGCAGCAGUACCGGAGGUUCGUCUUCGGCGGGUUCCGGCGGCGGCUCAUGAUGCGGCGGCAGUGGCGGCCGAUGCUCGUCGCCAUCCCGGAGUGA
Messenger RNA from Lolium rigidum, 432 nucleotides. RefSeq lists its product as uncharacterized. Bases 1 to 432 code for a protein of 143 amino acids. The transcript has a single exon. Lineage: Eukaryota; Viridiplantae; Streptophyta; Magnoliopsida; Poales; Poaceae. The record is from RefSeq and is a predicted model, not a curated record.